Cucurbita maxima (winter squash) is the source of this 1071-nucleotide messenger RNA. RefSeq lists its product as uncharacterized. Lineage: Eukaryota; Viridiplantae; Streptophyta; Magnoliopsida; Cucurbitales; Cucurbitaceae. The transcript has 4 exons. Bases 94 to 1026 code for a protein of 310 amino acids. The record is from RefSeq and is a predicted model, not a curated record.
CGUUUCGUCAUUCACUGUCUAUACCCUUCUGUACGGAGAUUCUUGAAGUCGCGGCAAUGGAAGAAGAGGCGGGAAUUUAGGCAGAACGAGACGAUGGCAGACGAGACCUUGGUUGAAGCGGCCCUUCGAGUCCUCAACACUUCCGAUCCUUUCGAGAAGGCCGAACUCGGCGACAAGGUAGCUUCUCGAUGGCUCAACGGCAUGAUUUCUCGCCCUUACGAUCCCUCCUCCGAUCUCUCCGUCCCCGACCGCCCCGCCAGGCUCUCUGAUGUGAAGUUGGUGUCGCCGAGUCUCAUGCCGAAGCUUGGGAAGGCGGGAAGCUUACAGAGCCGGCAGGCUAUUGUGCAUAGUCUUGUCCACACUGAAAGUUGGGCUAUCGAUUUGUCGUGGGACAUAAUAGCUCGUUUUGGGAAACAAGAAGAGAUGCCAAGGGAAUUCUUCACUGAUUUUGUUAGGGUAGCCCAGGAUGAAGGUAGACAUUUUACUCUUCUUGCUGCACGACUUAAGGAACUGGGCUCUUUCUAUGGAGCACUACCCGCUCACGACGGCCUUUGGGAUUCUGCUAUUGCUACUUCCAGGGAUUUAUUAGCACGCUUGGCUAUUGAGCAUUGCGUCCAUGAGGCUCGAGGGCUGGAUGUGCUUCCCACCACCAUCUCUCGAUUCCGAAAUGGAGGUGAUAAUGAGACUGCAGAUUUGUUGGAGAAAGUAGUGUACCCAGAAGAAGUAACCCAUUGUGCUGCUGGACUUAAAUGGUUCAAAUAUCUUUCCCAGAGAUCUGGAAAACAGACGUUGGAUGGGGAUGGCUUGCUGCUGCUACAUCAAGAUGGGGCUGAGGAUAAUGCAUCAUUGGAAAUGGAGAACGAAGAAAUAAUUCACAAAUUUCAUGCAAUUGUGAGAAACUACUUCAGGGGGCCAUUGAAGCCACCUUUCAACGAAGUGGCAAGAAAAGCUGCUGGUUUUGGGCCUCGAUGGUAUGAACCACUUGCUUUCAAACCAAAUUCUACCUUGAAUCCAGAAUGUGAAUGAUUGUAAUGGAACUCAAGUUCUUGUCCAAACUAUUGUUUUCCAGAA